This is a messenger RNA of Hyalella azteca, 2668 nucleotides long. RefSeq lists its product as uncharacterized. NCBI's taxonomy places the organism in Eukaryota, Metazoa, Arthropoda, Malacostraca, Amphipoda, Hyalellidae. Gene Ontology annotation, molecular function: gluconolactonase activity; enzyme regulator activity; calcium ion binding. The transcript is spliced from 13 exons. Gene Ontology annotation, biological process: L-ascorbic acid biosynthetic process. The coding region runs from base 80 to 2026 and encodes 648 amino acids. The record is from RefSeq and is a predicted model, not a curated record.
CAUAGGUUUGCCUGUCCAUUGUUGUGUUACAACGCGGGCGCUGUGGUGAUAGUUGACUCGUCUCUGCAGCAACACAAAGAUGUCUGCCAUAAAGAUCCGUACGAUUGCGGGGUCCGGGAUUGUGACUGAGGGGCCGCACUGGGACGAGAAAACGGACAGUCUGCUCUACGUGGACAUUCCGGACGGAACCAUCAACCGAUACUUCAACGAGUCCGGCCGUCGGCAGGAGCUUAAGAUUGAAGCCGGAAUUACCGGACAGUCCGUAUCGUUCGUACUUCCUGCCGCUGCGGAUCCGGACGUGCUGAUCAUCGGGCACGGACGCACCCUGGCGGGGGUGAGGUGGCUCCCCGGAGACUCCGACAGUAGCUCCACCCGAGCCGUUGCCAUCACUUCGGUGGAAGACGGGAAACAAACUCGUUUUAACGAUGGAAAAUGCGACCCUCAAGGCCGGAUUUGGGCUGGCACGAUGGGCUUUGAGACAUCGCCGGGAGUGCUUGACAAGCACCAGGCGGCGCUCUACCGCUUCGAUGACAACAUGAGAGCGACAGCCUGUGUUGACAAGAUCAGCUUGUCGAAUGGUCUUGCUUGGUCGAACGACCGCAAGUUCUUUUAUUACAUCGACACCUUGGAGCUGCGCGUCGACGUAUUUGAUUAUGACGACAGCACUGGGCUAAUAAGCAACCGCCGGACAGUCACGGAUUACGCUUCAAUCGGACUGACCGAAGAUUUGCCGGACGGUAUGACCACCGACGUGAAUGGUAACUUGUGGGUAGCCAACUACUUUGGGCGCAAGAUCAUUUGUCUUGAUCCUAUGAGCGGUAAACUGAUCCGACAAGUUGACACGUUAACGAAAAGCCCCACCUCAGUGUGUUGGGGAGGCCGAGAUUACAGUAAUCUCUACUUCACGUCCGGGCGUAUCGGGCUCAACGAAGAGGAGGUGGAACGCAACCCUUCUUCAGGCGGGGUCUUCGAGAUCACCGGCCUUGGCUGCAAGGGGUACCCAGCCGUGUCUGCUAAUGUCAGUCAAGCGUUGCUUGAUCAAAUUAAAGCUGGGACCAUGGCACCCACUAUUAAAGCGGUCACUCCCCCUGCCACCCUCGGAGAGGCGCCCUUCUGGGAAGCGCGUCACAACUGCCUUCUCUACGUCGACAUUUUUGAAUUUGAAAUUCAUAGAUACUUCCCUGAAACCGGCCGACACCAGGUGGCAAAAGUCGAGGAGGGCGACAGUGGAGCAUCGGUGUCGUUCGUGUUGCCCUCUGCCGAUGACCCGGAGGUGCUGUUCAUUGGCCACGGCCGCAACCUGGCCGCGGUCAAAUGGUCCCCCAGCGACCCGGACGAAAGUACCAUCCGCGCCGUCCGCCUCGCGUCCGUCGACCAGGGAAAGACCACGCGCUUCAACGACGGAAAGUGUGACCCGCAAGGGCGCAUUUGGGCAGGAAUGAUGUCAUCCGAUGGCAAUUUUGAAACCAAACAGAGCUCACUCUACCGCUUCAGUGUGGAUUUGGUGCCAACCAGAAUGGUCGGAAAUGUCAUGCUUUCGAAUGGUCUGACGUGGUCUGCAGACCUUAAGACCUUCUACUACAUUGACACCGGAGAGCUCAGGGUCGACGCCUUCGACUACGACGAUCCAUCGGGUGACAUAAGUAAUCGACGCACGAUCCUGGACUACAAGGAGGCAGGGAUCACCCCGGACCGGCCCGACGGCAUGGAGCUCGAUACGGACGGAAACCUUUGGGUAGCUCAUUUCGGGGGAUCGAAGAUCAGGUGCAUAGACCCGAUAAAGAAGGCGGUGGUGCAGACUCUAGAGCUGCCUGCCGUGAACGUGACGUCGGUGUGCUGGGGCGGCCCCGCGUACGACGUCUUCUACGUGACCACUGCGCGCUUCCGCACCACCGACGAGGAGCUCAAGCUCAUGCCCAACGCCGGGGCGGUCUUCGAGGUGACCGGGCUCGGCUGCCGGGGCACCGCGGCCCGCACCGCCCGAGUCGAUGCAGCCGUGCUGGAAAAAGUUACGAGUCAAGUUUAGGCGGCGGGGACUUUUGAUUGAGAAUUUUUUUCUUAAAAGUUCUGAGUUUCAUUCAUUCAUGCUAAAAGAGAGGAGCAAAGUUAGAGCGAUAUUUUCUGGUAGCUAAGAAGGAUUUAACUUUGUGUGAUAUUUUCUUCUAGGAAGUUAGGAGCCAACCUUGAAUUCAUCCUUGAUGCCAAAAACGAGGAGCGAAUUUUUAAUUUUAUUUUCUGGCAGUUAACGAUUAAACUGCGAGUUUUCAUUUUCCAGCUAAAUUAAAAGUACAAGUGUUAAUUUUCGCUGUCAGUCAUGUGGAAAGCCAAUUUCGAAUUAUCAGCUUCCCAAUAAUCAAUGAAAAUAACUGUUUGAAUAUUCCUACUGGAAACGAAUUUCUCACAUGUAUAUAGAAACUUAUUACCGUAUGCAAACAUACCAUAAGCAAGAAUUAGCAACCUAGUAAUAUAAUUAUUUGUAUUCCGCGCCGAUUUUCUUACAAUUGCGCAUGUUCAUAUCUGAAAAAAUUUAAUUAUUAUGAAAUUACGAUUGAAAAUGUAUUGAAAUAUAACCCCAUCUAUAAUUAUUCUCAAAUAAAAGGUUAUGUCUGACACAUCAUCUUGUUUGUGGGAAAUUAUUUUGUGUGCGAACAUUAAAAGUAUUUUCAAA